Molecule: messenger RNA, 1873 nt
Organism: Hordeum vulgare subsp. vulgare (domesticated barley)
Lineage: Eukaryota; Viridiplantae; Streptophyta; Magnoliopsida; Poales; Poaceae
Product: transcription factor bHLH57-like
Exons: 4
Coding region: 384-1295 (303 amino acids)
Biological process (GO): regulation of transcription by RNA polymerase II
Molecular function (GO): protein dimerization activity; DNA-binding transcription factor activity, RNA polymerase II-specific; RNA polymerase II cis-regulatory region sequence-specific DNA binding
Source: RefSeq, a predicted model, not a curated record
UUGUUACACUGAUCAAUCGCUUCAAAUUAAUCCCUGCCUACUGCCAUGGCCUACCAGCUCCAUCCAUCUCUCUCUCUCACCCCACACAUGCAACAAGAGACAACUCCUCCGUCCCCUAUCUUAGGUUGUUGGCCUCCCUUGCCAUUGCCUUGCCACUGCUGCUGCUACAAGUAGAGUGGGAGGGAGGGGAGACCAUAUUUAUUGCAACAGUAGAGCUGCUCCACUUACACUGGUGAAGAAGGAGGAGGAGCAGCAGCAGCAAGAGAGGAGGAGGAGGAGCCGCUGUUGCUCGGUCGCUCGCUCGCUGCCCCAGGGGCUCAUUACUCAUUAGCGCAGUUAUUGCUAACCCUGUUUGCUGCCUAGACACGCUCCAUCUAGCAGUAAUGGAGAGGAUGCAGCUGCAAGGCCCCAUCCUCACUUCCCUGUGCUGGGCGGACCAGGCGGCGGCGAGCGCGAGCGCCGCGCAGGUGCCUUUCCUGGCGCUGCUCCAGGGCGCCAUGGGCGACGGUGGACCAGGUGCGAAGCGGGAGUCUUACAGCGGCGGCGCUGGCUUCGCGUGCCGGCCGGCUGCGUCCGACGUCGACCUGCUCGAGAGCUGCGUCACGCAGCUGCCGGCGCCCCCUGCGAUCGAGGCGCCCGCGGCGAAGCGGAGGAAGCGGCCGAGGACGCGCCCGCGCGCCGCGCCUCCGCCGGAGAAGCGCAAGAAGCCGGAGGAGGCCGAGUGCCAGCGGAUGACCCACAUCGCCGUCGAGCGCAACCGCCGCCGCCUCAUGAACGACCACCUCGCCUCCCUCCGCUCCCUCAUCCCCUCCGACUACAUCCCACGAGGUGACCAAGCGACGGUGGUGGGGGGAGCCAUCGACUACGUGAAGCAGCUGGAGCAGCAGCUGGUGGCGCUGCAGGCGUUAGCGGCAGCUCAGCGCGGCGAGGGCCCCGUGGGCACGGCGGCCACGGCGGCAUCGGACGGCGUGUUCGUGUCGCCGCAGUACACGAGCUUCUCGGAGGCCCGCGGCAUCGGCGGCGGCGUGGACGUGGAGGCGAUGUCCGCGGUGGGGGGCCACGUGAGGGUGCGCGUCGCGGGGAGGCGGUGGCCAGGGCGGCUCGUGCGGGCCGUGGCCGCCAUGGAGAACCUCCGCAUGGCCGUCCUGCACCUCGCCGUCACCUCCGUGGGCCACGACGCCGUCGUCUACUGCUUCAACCUUAAGAUGGAGGACGGGUGCGAGGUGUCGACGGCCGACGAGGUGGCGACGGUGGUGCACCAGAUCUUCGCCUACGCCGCCGGCUCAUGCUGCUAGCUGAGGCGCCCGACGGCGAAUGGGCGGCGGCGACGACGACGCCGAGCUAACAUGUACUAUCCCGUAGUUCAAGGAGUUUGGUAGCGAGCAGAUUGGCAUGCAUGCAGCACGUAGGCGACGAUAAGUCAAAGUGGCAGAGCAGAUGAGCAUGGAGACGGAUGCCGAUGUUUGUCAGAGCGCGGCGGGCCGGCGACCACGGCGGCAUGCACAGCACAACGCCGGCCGGUCCUGGCCUCGGCCAGGCUCGCCAGCUCUACUACUGCGGCUAGCCUGUAUAACAUGCACGGCCGCUGUUCAACCGGCCGGCCGCGACAGUGAAGAAGAGCAAGCCACAGUAGUAGCGCGCGCAGUGCAGACGCAGGGUGCCUUUUCUUUUUUCCUCCUUGUUUCUCGAGAUUCGCGCUGCUCGCAGUUGCACCGAUGUCGAGGUGGCGGUGAUCGAUCGACGUCGACCCAUGUACUCCGCCGGUCGCCGUGUGGUGUGGUUACAUCCAUCCGUCAGUUCACAUAGUAGUAGUAGUACUGUAUUGUGGCUCUGCUAGCUGCUCCUAUUCUGAUAUGGCAUGCUCGGUUCCGUG